This is a messenger RNA of Dicentrarchus labrax (European seabass), 2298 nucleotides long. RefSeq names its product serine protease 27-like. Gene Ontology annotation, molecular function: serine-type endopeptidase activity. Gene Ontology annotation, biological process: proteolysis. Lineage: Eukaryota; Metazoa; Chordata; Actinopteri; Moronidae. Bases 294 to 1205 code for a protein of 303 amino acids. The transcript is spliced from 7 exons. The record is from RefSeq and is a predicted model, not a curated record.
UGGAGCAACUCAUCUUUGAACAUAGAAUUUCAAUUCAAGAGACGAAGCAACGAACAAGCCAUCAACGCAGAAAGAGAAGUCCAACAACCUACAGCCGAGAAGGGAGCGACGGGCAGAGGAGGAUUAACCUUCUCCACCCAGGUACAGGUUCCAACUGAUCACCAAGGAUCACUCUUUUGUUCGCCCUGCCAUCAGAGACUGCACUGAACAGAGACUUUGCGGACUUUGGACAAAGUCGGGAGUUUCAACAGCAACCAACAGUACGGCAGAGUCACUGCAGGCUGUUCAUCAACAUGGAGCUCAAACUGCUGGUUACUGCUGUGCUGACGGCCUUAAUGCAUACAGGAAUCUACGCACAGUCAGAUGUUUGUGGCUCUGCUCCGCUCAACAAGCUCGGCACCAAGAUCGUAGGAGGGGAGGGCGCUGCUGCCGGGUCGUGGCCCUGGAUGGCCAGUCUGCAACAUAACAGCGAACAUUUCUGUGGAGGAUCCCUGAUCAACAACCAGUGGGUCCUGACUGCUGCUCACUGCUUAAACAGCACCAGCACAUCCGAUCUCAUCGUUUACCUUGGAGGUAAUGCCGCUGUAGACCCAAACCCUAACGCGGUGUACCGGACGGUGUCCCAGAUAAUCAACCAUCCGAACUACAAUAAUGAAACGAACAACAAUGACAUAUCAUUGUUGCGUCUGUCCUCACCUGUAAAAUUCACCGACUACAUCAGACCGGUGUGUCUGGCGGCGAACGGCAGCGUCUUUGAGGCCGAGACGACCUGCUGGGUCACCGGAUGGGGAGAUAUCGCAGAAAACAUUUCUCUUCCUUUUCCAGACUGGUUGCAGGAGGUGAGUGUUCCCAUCGUGUCCAACAGUCAGUGUGCCACUGCGUACAACGAAAUCAGUAAUAUCACCAACAACAUGAUGUGUGCCGGUCUGGACGAGGGAGGAAAGGACUCCUGCCAGGGGGAUUCAGGCGGCCCGUUGGUGACUAAGACCGUCUCUAAGUGGGUCCAGGCUGGAGUGGUGAGUUUUGGAAAAGGCUGUGCUCAUCCCAAAUACCCUGGAGUCUACACCCGAGUGUCCCAGUACCAGUCCUGGAUCAACAGCCACAUCACCAACAACCAGCCAGGCUUCGUCACCUUCUCUGGAGCUGCUCGCCUGGCUUACGUCCCAGUGUCUCUGGUGCUGUCCAUCUUCUCUCUGUUCAUUUGAAAGCUAAUGAUUUUUUUAAAUAAUUAAUAAUAAUUUUCUUUAUUAUUUAUUAUAUCAUUAGUUCCCAUGAAACUGUUAUUUGCAUCCUCAUAUUUACGUGUUUCCUGUAAGAACUUGCUGAUAUUGAUGCCGACAGAGGACAGGUUGAAGACAGGGACUACAGUACCAAGGUGGUUUAGCUCCUGGCAGCCGAGGGUUGAGCAGCUAGCUGCAAGGCCAACCUGGCUAACUUGCUAACGUUGGCCAUCAGGAAAUUCUGUUGCACAAUGUCCCGUACUGUAGUUCCCAGAGAAAACUGAUCAUUUCUGGUUCCAACUUUUCAGUUUUUGUUUGUUUUUGGCACAAAUGCACCAAACGAUUCAAAAGUAGGUGCUUGAACCUGAACAGAGACAGUUGCCAUCAGACUGUCUGCCAGUCAGAGUAUCUACGAACUGGGUCACAUACUGGAGUAAAAACAUUUUGACUUACCUUUGUUUAUGUUUGUUUGAUCGAUACAGUUUGGUUCAUGAAUGUAUUAAUUAUCCAGUCUGAUGUAUCACAGCAUUUAUAACCAGAGAUCAUUUUCAUUUUAAACAUAAAAUAUGUAAAAGGACAGUGAAACUAUGUGGUUGGUUUUAUUGACCCUGCAGGAACAGCAGUAAGACUCACAGACAUAUUCCCCACAGAUACACAGGAACACAUGAUAUUGAUCUGCUGUUAAACAUUCAAACAAGUCUAAUUUUAAAUCAAUGUUAGUUUGUUUUAAUAUCAACAGAUUUCAUGGGAACUUUAAAAUUGCUUUAGUUAAUUAAUUAGUUUCUUGAAGAUGCUAUUUAAAACACUUUAGUGUUUAAUAUUAAAACUGUUUAAUAUGUUUAAUUGGGGCUGAAAAUAAUGAUUGUUUUUAUUUUUUAUUUCUUAACUAAUAAUUGUAAAACUUCUAAUACCUUAUUGAUUCAACCAACAGAGAUUAUUCUCAUGUCAGGGUUAGAGUUUCUCUUACACAUUAUAAUCCAAGAAACAAAUCAAUAAUCAAUAAUCAGUAAACCAAGCUGUGCAUAAAGGUAGAAAUGUAAUCAAAUGACUCAAACAAUAAACUGUCAGUAACACAUGA